Molecule: messenger RNA, 2448 nt
Organism: Phytomonas sp. Hart1
Lineage: Eukaryota; Euglenozoa; Kinetoplastea; Trypanosomatida; Trypanosomatidae
Source: the annotation of a GenBank genome assembly
GUGUGGUUCACCCCGGCAUAUUAUUAAAUGCCAUCGGAAACCUCCAGCGUGAAUUAACAUGGUAAAGUAAUAAUAGCGUUUCUAUAGACUGUUAACAAUUAAGUCGUUAUUUAGUUUUUUCAAUUUGUAUAUACAUGCAUUGUAUAUAAGAAAACACCUUGUUAUUUUUGUGUAUGGAAGCUCAUGGACAUACAAUGAGACUGCUUAUUUCUCUCGCACCAAUUUCGGAAGUCCAUUGGGAUGAUUGAGGAAAUUUACAGCGAUAGGGAUCCAGAUGGCGAGCGCACCAUCCAGGGCGCUCUCCAGAGUCAUCGAUUUGAAGGUCUUUCAGAAACCCCUCAUACCGCAUGUGAUUUAUUAGAUUGAAACCGACAUGUUUGAGCGAUGCCCAGGAAGCUUUUCGGCCUUCGACGCGAGGAAAAGGUAAAAAGACGCUGUCCUUUUUUUUCAUCGGUAUUCUGCUGAUAAUUAAUUUAUGUGUGCUGUGGUUCGGUUAUAAAUUGGUGCAAUCAAUGGGAAAAUGUAGGGUACGGUAUUGAAAAGGACUCUAGUGUCGAUGCCUGGAUAGCAUUCUACACUUAGUUUCUUGCUUUUCAAGACAUCUUUUGAUAUUCAAGCAGACAUUCAAUCGUAUUUAUCAAAUCUGACCCACUUAUGUGGUACAGCGCAAACGCGUGUUUUCCUUAUUUCCUUCCAUGAAACUCAAAGUGACCACAUAGAUCUGGUUGAGUUUAUCAUUUUCUUGGCCCCGUGAUCCUUAUGUGUGUGAAGGUUCCCUUCACGAGAGUAUUGAUAGUAAAAUGCCAUGGGUCUGUAAAAAUGUGCAGUAAGGAGAAUAGCGGUACUCUAAUUCGUAAAUCUACACUUUUCUUCUUAGUAUUAUGGCCAUAUUUACCCAUCUACAAUAUGGCAAAGUCAGGGUUCAUUAUGAUCGUAAAGGCGCGCACGUUGCUUGCGAGUUCAGUCUGUGUUUAGGAGGGGAAAGAAAAGUGUUUCGGGUUGGUAAUUGGUAUACCACCUAGAACUCACCCAAAAAGGUAAGGAUAGAUAGGGUUAUAUAUAAGCUUGGUUUGCUUGUGCAAAUGCCUUUAUAUAUAUAUAUAUAUAUAUAUUGCACGGUUUAGCCUUUCUGAGAGUUUUUAUAUAUUUUUUUGAUUGCUUUUUAGCCGUUUUCUAACCAGUGACAGCAUUUGAAAAGUAAAGAGAUCCAGUUUUGUGACAUCUCGACUCCCAUCAGGAAAGGAUGAAACCCAUCCAAGACAAACAUGAUUCCCAAAUUUCGACAUUGCGAAACGUUCAGCUUUUAUUUAGUUUCUUUCUGAUAGGGGAAAACAAACAAACCAAGCAAAAAAUCCGAGCAGGUCCUCAUCACAACGACACACUCUUCCGGAGUAAACCCUAUCGGCCGUGAUGCCCAUCUCUCGCGAGGCUCGAGAGCAGUGGGGGCACAUCGUCGAUGCGGUUGCGGGGGUGGAUUCUACCAAACCCUUGCCGCGGCAGUAUGUUUCGACCCAAUACCUGCCCGAUAAUGCCCCACUCCCGCCAGAGCUGAUUCGCGUCCUCCAUGAGGAAGACGGCGACUUUGACAGCGAGGCCGCGGAAUGGUUUAAGCAGCAAAUCAGCGACGACGAAACCUUCUACGCGCGGCCGCUCCGGCCGACCUUCACGCGCGAUACGGCCACCAUCAUCGCGGCUGGGAAGGAGGAGGGUGAUCACCCCGACAGUGCGGCGAAGGAAGGGCCGGAUUUUUACCGCGUCUAUCGUUGCAUGGGCGGGGGCGGGAGCAACGCGGUGCGCGCGAACCCCACGUCCGGGGUCCCCUCACAGCUCACCUCGGGCUUUAUAGACCGUCAGCGUUAUGCGCUAACGCACCGCCAGCCCGACUUUAUGCCGAUUAUACUCGUACCCUCCUCAAUCACCUCCCCAUUGCAGCUCCUCAACAUCAAAAGCUUUCUCGAGGAAGGGAACUAUAUUGAUCCGCCGACGCUCUUCGUGGAUGCGGAGACCGGGAUUGCGAAUAUCCAGGACACCAAGCCCGACUCCGUGAUCGUCUCCCCAGGGCCUUUUUUAGACAAGGAGAAGUACACGGUGGUGUUUAGCUACUUUCGCAUUUUGGAUAACCCGGAUAAGGUUGACAACUGGGAGCACGUCUGCGCUUGCGUCGUGGAUGGCAAGGAAUGGCAGUUGGAGAAGUACUUCCCGGGCGAACUAUCGGCGCGGCAGCCGAGUGAAUUGUUUUCGCGCGUGCGCGGUUUUCUGCCCUAUUUCGAGGAGGAUAAAAUCCCCAAGGCGCUGCGGCAGUGGCGUGUGCAGCCUCUUGUCCUGUCGCGGCGUUUGUUGAAAAAGCAGCAGCACAUCAAACAGGCUUUUGUGUUUUGGGAGCAGCUGUACUUGUUUUUAGAUGAACAUCCAAUGUUUAAGCUCUACAACACUACCUUAGACGAAUGA